Messenger RNA from Chenopodium quinoa (quinoa), 1966 nucleotides. RefSeq lists its product as uncharacterized. The transcript has 2 exons. Bases 234 to 854 code for a protein of 206 amino acids. The record is from RefSeq and is a predicted model, not a curated record. Lineage: Eukaryota; Viridiplantae; Streptophyta; Magnoliopsida; Caryophyllales; Amaranthaceae.
UCCUACUAAGUGUUAAUUAUUAACCUUCUUCACACGAUCAACCAAGUGGGAGAAUAAAGCUGAUUAUGACAUCCAAAACUCAGAUUUUAUAUCUUUGAUCAUCAUUAGCCAUAGGCUGUUAAUUGUUAAACCUAUUUAAGCGACGAAAAUCCGACAUAUGUUGCGGUAGCCUUCCUCUGAUCUCUCUCUUGUGUAUCAUCUGAAGUUCUUACGUGUCGUUACGACAGAAGAUAAUGGCAAUGGAGGAUGAUGAUGCAAAGGGAGAUAGAAGAGGUUGUACGGAUACUGUUUGGGUUAUUGGGUUUGUGCUUCCGUUGGUCAUGCUUGUAUGGAUGGUCCAUAUGGGAUAUAGACUGACAACUGAAAUGAGAGAUGAUGAAAGUGGUAGUUUUGAGGGAAGCUACAUAGCUCUUUUGUUCGGGAUUGUCACGGUAGUUUUUGGUUUGAUCUAUUUCAUCGUCGGGUUGACCAUUGUUGCAGAGUUAGCUCAGGAUUUGGUAGCUUGGGCGGACAAGGAACAAGACGGAGAAAUAAUCAGAAACCAAGAAAAGGAGCAGAAGACCAUUUGUCAGAUCGUUAUACAAGUUUUAGCCACCAUGAUUUCAAUGUUCAUGCUCACAUGGACAAUAUACUAUGGGUAUAGGUUAGCAGCAGAAACGCAAAGGGUUGUCAUGUACAGUCACUUGGCAUUCUUGAUAGGAGUAAUUACCAUGGCUUUUGGCUUCAUAUACUUCAUAAUUGGGAUUGCUCUAGUAGCAGAUUCUGCACUACAUCUCUCAGGAAGAUUACAACAAGAUGUCUCUGAAAGUGAUCUAUCCUUAGGCAAAGACAUGGAAGCAAGUCUUCUGGUGUAAUAGGGCAACCACCAGAGAAACACCACCGACUACAUUUUUUUUGUUCUGGCUGCUAACAAGCUGACACCCUAUAUGGUGCGAUUAUGUUCACCAUAUAUGGAUAGCCAAGGUGCAGACUUUACAAUCCUGAAGCAGGAUUAAGCAACAACUCUUGUAAUAGGCUCGACUGGUGGGAGAGGAAGAAGAAACAGAACAUGCAAGUGAUGCAUCCUUUUUUGAACAAAAUUUCAGGACACGAACACAAGAAAUGCAUUUGAGAAGAGCGAUUCCUGGGCAUGUUCCAUUUGACUACAAGAUCACAACUAACUGAUCAAGUUCUGACUCUAGACAGAUAAUACAGUAAUUCUAAUAUGAAAAUAAUUUAGGAUAGAAGCAUGACUUUAAGCCAUUAAAUUAUAUACAGUUAAUGUUCUUAUAUUGUAAGUUUCUCCAAAUCAUGGCAUUGUAUGCUGGAUAUUAUCGUAUUCAAGUAUGUUUCUCCAUAUGUAAGCUAGCUAUACUCCUAAAGAUGAACUGAUAAGAUUCCUCUAAGCAAAUUCUAAGUUUCUAGGCAGCAUUACAAAAUUGUCUCUCAAUAUCUGAUCACAUCUUCUGUUUGCAACUGACUCACCAAUUCAACAGAAGUUAAAACAGCCACCUUUCCCCCAACAACACUUAAAACUAGAUUCUAAAUGUGAAGAUUACACAAAACCAUCAGGUAAACAUAUAAAUACACAAUAAGAAACCUAACACACUGCAUUGAACAAGAUUAUACAGAAAGCACGUCUCACACAUGAAGGCUCCUUUCAAUUCGUUGAUUAGUGAUAGGUACCUCCCUUGGUUGUUCAAAGAAAGUGCUAUUAUGAGGCAUAAACCACCCCAACACCCACCGUCACCUCCUCCCAUCAAGAACCACUUCUCCACCAUACAUACCACCUCCCACUACCACAUUUGAAAUACAACCAAUUAAUCUAUAUACACCUAGAAUCGGAAUCACCAGACACAAUCGUGUUUCUUGAGAACGAACAUAGUCUCUAUAAUUUAUAGCCAAUACCAAACAAUAGACUUCCUAAUCUAUGUAUAACUCUAUGCUUUCAUUCUCCAAGUUUCACAUACUAUUAUUGCACCCUUCA